CUGUACUAAAAGCAAACCUUCUGCAAACCCUGCCCCUCAGCAGGCAAGUGAGGGCUCCAGAAGAGAAUUCGGCUUUGACGUUUUACUGGCAGCAAAGAGUCCUUGAGCAGUGAGGGGAUGAUAAAUUGUCAUCUAACCCUGCCUGCCUUUAGCCUCCAGUCUCCUUCCUGCUGCCUGUGCUCUGGGCUUCAAGGAAGGGCCUGAACGGGACCUGGGUACUUCGUACUUAACAGAUAUAGUAUGGUGGUCUGGCACUAUUGCAAUGGCUCUGGGUCAAAUAGGGAAUUUCUUGGCCUACACUGCAGUUCCAACUGUGCUAGUGACGCCCUUGGGAGCUCUUGGCGUUCCAUUUGGGUCUAUUUUAGCUUCUUACUUACUGAAAGAAAAGCUGAACAUUCUUGGCAAGCUGGGAUGUUUGCUGAGCUGCGCUGGGUCUGUUGUUCUCAUCAUCCACUCCCCUAAGUCUGAGAGUGUAACGACUCAGGCUGAGCUUGAAGAGAAGCUUACGAAUCCAGUUUUCGUGGGUUAUCUCUGCAUAGUGCUGCUCAUGCUUCUCCUCCUUAUCUUCUGGAUAGCUCCAGCUCAUGGACCUACUAAUAUCAUGGUUUACAUCAGUAUUUGCUCUCUGUUGGGCAGUUUCACUGUUCCCAGCACAAAAGGCAUUGGGCUGGCUGCUCAAGAUAUCUUUCACAAUAACCCCUCAAGUCAAAGGGCUCUGUACCUCUGUCUGGUACUUCUGGCAGUAUUAGGAUGUAGCAUUAUCAUUCAGUUCAGAUACAUCAAUAAGGCACUGGAAUGUUUUGACUCCUCUGUGUUUGGUGCCAUCUACUAUGUUGUGUUUACCACCCUAGUCCUGCUGGCUUCAGCCAUCCUUUUCAGGGAAUGGAAUAAUGUAGGAGUAGUUGAUUUCUUGGGAAUGGCUUGUGGAUUCACCACAGUAUCUAUUGGAAUUGUUCUUAUACAAGUCUUCAAGGAAUUCAACUUCAAUAUUGGGGAUUUAAAUAAACCUAACAUGAAGACAGAUUAAAAAAUUAGGGGAAACUGGAUGGCUCAGGGAAGGAUGCAGAGCCUUUCAUUUCUAGGUCACUGAAUCAAAUAUGAUUCAGGUUGGUAGUUACCCUCUGACGAUUUGGUGGCCUACGUGAAAUGAAUUGGAGUCCUCCAUCCAGUUUCAAAGGAGCAGUUGUCCAUGUAACCCCUGUCAACACAAUAAAUGACCUUAAUUUGAACCACUGAUUGAGUCAGCAUAGAGACUGAUGUAUUUCCUUACUGGAAAAGGUAACCAAUCCAAAAAGAUCAAGGGAUAUUCUGGCAAACCUCCGUGUGCAAGCUUGUCUUGUGGCUUCUGAGGUACCAUUUUGGUGGGCAGAGACCAUCAGUUUCUAAUGCACUCAAUCUGACACCUUUUAUGAGUGAUGUAUACCUUAAAAUAUGGGGGGAGAAAAGUGAGUGGAACAAUGUAAUCUCAAUAUAGCAAUGUGUUCACCAUCAAAGCUGUGAAUUCCAAGACAAAUGUUUGUUGACUCCAUGGACUGCAGAUUUGUCUUUUUUAGUGACUGUCUUGGCAACUUGGACUACCAUGCAGUGAAGACACUGGGGAGUUUUAAAUUGUAUUAUUUAUACAGAGCAGUGGACCAUUAAAAAAUAUUUCACUAAUUAAUUAUCAGCUGAUGGUAGUGUCCAGGUAUGCAUUUUUCUUUGAAAUUUAGUGCACUAAGACAUACCCCAUUCGUCUGAGUUUUUAAUUGAGAGCAGACAGAAAGACUGUGAAGGAUGUGGAAAUUAUGCACAGACUCAUUGCCUAUAUGGUGGCUGAUUUGUAAGCAGCUCAGAACUAUUUCAGUGCCUUUGUAAUCCAAAAAUACUGCAUAAACAUGAAUGUAUCUGUUUCAGAUGGCCUGUACUGGUUUAAUAAUUCAAUUUCACUGUCUAUAAUAUUGGACUGUAUUCAAAUUCUAAUCCAGAAGGAGCCACACAUUUUUUGAAGAAUUAUAUAACCUGAACCGAAACCCUUAGAUGCCUUGACGGCUUCUAAAAAACCCAUAGUCCUAAUGGGAAGAGGUAAUCUCUGGGAGGAGGCAGUCCAGCAGACCUUGAUUCUAGUUAAGUGACUACAGGAAGCCAUUUUGUGAAGUAGUUAAUAAGCAACCACCAAAAAAAAAAAGAAAAGAAAAGACAUUUGAGAGAGAAGAGCAUGAGAUUUCUCAUAGCUCAAAAAAAGAUGGACUGACCCUCAUGUAACAUGAGAAAGCAGAGGCAUUUAGAGGGCUGAGUUUCAGAGAGCCAACAGGGAUACACAUUCAGAUCCAGUAAUUUACAGACCUGUGUGAACAGUUCAGCAAUAAUACUUUGACAAGUAGUAAAAAUUGGGAUGAUUCUGAACUGUUCACUUUAAGCCAUUUAGAGAAUAUUGAGAUGUCAAAGAAAGAAAUAGUUAAUUUUCAUGUUGUACUUAUAUUUGGUAGUUAGAACAUCUUGAGUCAAAAACUUGUAAGGAAAGCGUGAAAAGUAAUGCAUGUUGGUUACUGUUUAAGUACAAAGGGUCCAGUGGAACUUAGCAUCUCUAGUUCAGCAGGUCUCUGGAAACAAAGAAAAAAACCCAAUGUGAUUAUGAGACAGCAUUUGAAAAAGUUCAUGACACUUUAUCAAGAAAUCAUGAAUGUGGCUUUGUGGCUGGCUGGCAGGAAUGUGGACGUUGAUUAAUAGGGUGCAAUACUGUCCUCUCUCGUUACUUUUUUUUGUUGAUCUGAUGUUAAUUAAUGUUACCUUAGAACUCAGCCUCUGUUUUCAUUUAAGAGGAAUGUUAGAAGUCCUUCUGAUGGUAGCACUAUUUGUGAGCAGAGGAUCCUAAAGAUUUAGUAUUCUGAAGGGACUAUUCCCCACUGAGGGAGUAGGAGCCCCACUGUAUUAUUUGGAACUUUGUUUUAGAGCUUCAGGCUGGGUGGAGAGAGUCUGAGUUGGCAGAAAUGCACAUUGUUAUGGUCCAGCAAGGAAACUGGGUGUCUUGGUGAAAUAAAGUAGCACUAGCAGAGAAAAGGCCAACCUCAUGGAUUUUCGAAUAUUGUGUAUGGUUUCUAGAAAGUCUGAGAAUUGUGGGUGAGGGAAGCUGGCCUAUGAAAGCUGGUUAAAAUGAACCUCUCUCUUAUUACUGAUUGGAAGAUGGUAUCUUGGUUGUCAGCAGUUUUGUUUUGUCAUAUUACUUCCCUUUUUCUGGUUGAAACAGGAAUUUUACUUAGGAUAUGAGGCCUGUACUGACCUGCUUUUUAAAAUGUUAGCUGUUUUCUGAAGCAGUCAUGUUAUCUUUUCAAAAUUAAAGGUCAGCGUUCGUGAGUUCUGUGUUGUUUUUGUACUAGCCUUUGCUGUCUGAAGACCUCUGUGAAAAAUCUUUCAGGUUAAAAUGGAAAUGAUUGUGGUUUCAUCUUAGUCCUCCUUUGGCUGUAUUUGUCUUGUUUUAAAAUUCAUUCCUGUUUAUUUAGAAAGUGCCUAUCUUGGUAUGUUAGGUGUGUAUGCAAAUUACUAGUAAAUAUUAGAUCCAAAAUAACUUGACUGCCCUGUCUAAACCUUGGCAUUUUCUGUGCCAUGCACACACAAGUUUACUUGAUAAGCACUCACUAUGCAGAGCACAAAUAAAGAAGCAGCUGUGUGCUGUGGUCCUCUGACCAUCCUUACAGCUGGUAAACAUCUGCAUAGGUUCCUUCUCUUCUCCCCAGCUGCUCCUCAUCGGUGAUGAGCUUUCUAGAGGUGUCUAAGUUAACCUGGUUUAAAAGAGAGAUGUCAAAAGCCAGCACAUAAGGUGAAGGAAAUUCCCGUGGCCUUGCACAUCGUUUAUAUCUGCAGCCUUUUACAUCAUGAACACUAAAUAAUGCAAACAUUUAUUUUUGCUACUUUGUUCAGUAUGCAGCAGCGUUCUUUUGAGUUCUCCUGUACCUGGAUCUGGUUCAGUUCUAACUUCAGAAAUGGAUUAGCAUUUUAUGUUGUCGUUGUUGGUAUGAUUCUUCACCCCUCCAUCCCACACCCUCCUUGUUCUAGGUGUCCUACCUUUUUUAAUCCCAUUGAUUUUCUGAUUUAAAAGGAGGCACUGUUGAAUUUUAGCCAUUUUAGCACUUUGAGUAAGACAGAUAGCUGAGUUCCAUCAUCUCAGGGAGCAAAUGUGCAUAGUUGUCUCCUGAGCUUUAGUGUCCCUCACAGGUCUGCCCUUGUCAUGUUCUUCUUGCAUUAGAUACUCUUAGUAGCUACAAACCAGAUUACUUCAGUCCCAGUUGCAAAGCAGAAGAGGGAGAGGCUACACAUACAAAAAGUGGACUCACUUCAGUGGUGGGAUGCAUUGGAAUUGGAUUCAGAUCCAUAUGAAAGGUGUUUUGCUCUGUAAGGCUGGCUUCUACUACACUUGUCAAACCUAUUUACUUGGUACUCACUUGAAGAUAGCUCUUUGAUCAAUAUCCCUUCAGUGUGUGGAGGAUUUACAUGUGUCAGUCACGAUCUCUAUUAGGUGUCAAACACAAAAACCCCUCAAAUACUCAAUAGGAGAAUAGACACAUUUUUGAUACAACAACAACAACAAAAUUUGUUACACCUUAAAUACUUAGGUAAAGAAAAAAAAUGUCUAAACAAGUUAUCUGCUGUAUUGACUUUCCAGGACUCUGUAUGUGUAAAUAGAGCCUAUUUACUAGUGAGCUGCAACUAACAUUAUUAAGAACCUGUCAUAUCACAGUUUGACAAGUGAAGCUUCCUAUUAAUAAUCGGAGUUUAUAUUGAACAUACGUAUUUUUCUGAAGUAACUAGUGCUGAAAAAUGAAAACACUGGAUUUUAUUUGUUGAAAUACUAGGAUCUGAGGUUUAGCUUUCGUUUUUGUUUAAAAAUAGAGGAUUUGUAUUUGCAGACAGAUUUGGGGUUAUUAAAUAUGGGGUGCUUAAAAUGGGCCGUUGUUUGCACGUUAUACCCUCCUCACCUUGUUUCAUAAUUAUAAAGCAUCAAGGAUUCUACAGAUAUUCCUCAGUUGUCUUGAGAUGGUGUAGCUGCUGAAGCUUUGCUAUUAAACCAAAUGUUAGCAAAGGUUUAUCUAUUACCUGUUAUCUUUUAUUUACAGAUACUAGUCUUUGUAAUAAUUCUUUGGUGCUAUUGAAUAUGGGCUUAAGUGAUGCAGAAUUUCAUAUGUACCAUGUUAGGCACCAAUUAUAUCAACAGUUAUUAUUACUAGUGCCCAAGACAGCAGUGUUGAAAUGUUAUGGAUUAAGAAAUCAUUUUUAAAAGCUGCAAGUAAGGUUUGUUGGGGUUUUUUUUGUUGUUUGGUCCUGUCCCACCCCCAACAGUUGCUCUACAGAGCAGAAUAUAUUACUCAAGAGGAGUAUUUUUAAGUUAAAUCCUUCUUCAACUGUGGAGCCUUUUUUUUGCUCCCCCCCGGGAUGUAAAAAAUAGUUCUAAUGGCAUAUGGGGGAAAGGCAGAUGGCAACAAACAUGCAGUGUUGGGUUUGGUUGCUUCAAUGCUAUUGCAAUAUAGUUACUACAGAUUACACAAAAAUGGUUUAUUUUAUUAGCUUCCAAAUAAUGUAUAUAUAGAUUUGUUAAUUGCUUAGAAGUCAAGCUUACUCUCUUUGCUUUUUAACAAAUAGUUAUAGGCAUGUUGUAUUUGCCUUGUGUAAAUUAUAAAAGGCUAUUUAUUAAGUUUUAUGAUAACUAAUCUAUUUAUUAACCUGUAUUGUUUUAAAAUAAAUGAUUUAUUUAUAGCUCAA
Apus apus (common swift) is the source of this 5730-nucleotide messenger RNA. It is a transcript of the gene NIPA1, whose product is annotated as NIPA magnesium transporter 1. The coding region runs from base 263 to 1027 and encodes 254 amino acids. Gene Ontology annotation, cellular component: membrane. Gene Ontology annotation, molecular function: magnesium ion transmembrane transporter activity. The transcript has 5 exons. Lineage: Eukaryota; Metazoa; Chordata; Aves; Apodiformes; Apodidae. Gene Ontology annotation, biological process: magnesium ion transport. The record is from RefSeq and is a predicted model, not a curated record.